AUGGCAUCGCAGGGUUUCUGGUCUCUCGGCGGGGAUAAUACGGGGGCCAACCCCGGGAGCCAGAGCCCCAACACCCCCAGGGCUUGGUGCCAAGCGGCGGCCCAGAAAUUAUCUGGAGGAAUUGGAUCGAAAUUAUGUGCGCUGCUGAGUGUCGGGGAGGAGAAACCCGCCGAGCCGGCCGCCAAGCAGCCGCCGGAGACCGAGGCUGCCAGCACCUGCGGCUGCAACAAAUCCUGCAACUGCACCAAAGCUUCUGUGGGCUUCUCCGACCUCUAUUCAACAGACCUGUUACCUGCUCUGGACAGCGACGCCAAAACGAUGACCUUCCUGCAGGAAGUGGUGGAUAUUUUAAUGGCCUACAUCGUGGAGUCUUUCGAUCGGGAAACGAAAGUGAUCGAUUUUCAUUAUCCGAACGAGCUGCUCCAGAUGAACAACUGGGAGCUGCAGGGAGAGCCCGCCUCCCUGGAUGAGAUCUUGAUCAGCUGCCGUGCUACUCUCAAAUACGCCAUCAAAACAGCCCAUCCCAGGUACUUCAAUCAGCUCUCCACAGGAUUAGACAUGGUCGGACUGGCAGCCGAUUGGCUGACGUCCACCGCCAACACCAACAUGUUCACCUAUGAGGUGGCUCCUGUCUUUGUGCUGCUGGAGUACGUCACUCUGAAGAAGAUGAGGGAGAUCAUUGGCUGGACGGAUGGACGAGGAGACGGCAUUUUCUCUCCUGGUGGUGCUAUUUCUAAUAUGUACGCCAUGCUGCUGGCCCGCUUCAAGAUGUUCCCCGAAGUGAAGGAGAAAGGAAUGUCAUCUGUUCCCAGACUGGUGGCCUUCACAUCCGAACAUAGCCAUUUCUCAAUCAAAAAAGGAGCAGCAGCUCUUGGCAUUGGGACGGAGAGUGUGAUCUGCAUCAAAGCAGAUGAAAGUGGUAAAAUGGUCCCAGCUGACCUUGAGAGGAGAAUACUGGAGGCCAAACAGAAGGGCUUCGUUCCCUUCUUUGUGAGCGCAACCGCUGGAACGACAGUCUACGGAGCCUUUGAUCCUCUCAUCGCCAUCUCUGACAUCUGCAAAAAGUACAACGUCUGGAUGCACGUGGACGGUGCGUGGGGAGGAAGUCUCCUCAUGUCACGGAGACACAGGUGGAAGCUGGAUGGAGUUGAGAGGGCCAAUUCAGUAACAUGGAACCCACACAAGAUGAUGUCCGUCCCUCUGCAGUGUUCAGCCCUGCUGGUCAGAGAGGAGGGUCUGAUGCAGAACUGCAACCAGAUGCACGCCUGCUACCUGUUCCAGCAGGACAAACACUACGACCUCUCCUACGACACCGGGGACAAAGCGCUGCAGUGCGGACGCCACGUGGACAUCUUCAAGCUGUGGCUCAUGUGGAGAGCUAAGGGCACCAUCGGGUUUGAGGCUCAGAUCGACAAGUGUCUGGAGCUGUCGGAGUACCUCUACAACAAGAUCAAAGACAGAGAAGGAUACGAGAUGGUCUUCAAUGGGAAACCUCAGCACACCAACGUCUGCUUCUGGUACCUCCCUCCUGGGAUCCGCUACAUGGAGGACAAAGAGGAGAGAAAGAAACACUUGCACAAGGUGGCUCCAGUGAUAAAGGCCAGGAUGAUGGAGUACGGUACAACCAUGGUCAGCUACCAACCGCAAGGAGACAAGGUCAACUUUUUCCGCAUGGUGAUCUCAAAUCCAGCGGCGACCUUCGAGGACAUCGACUUUCUUAUCGAGGAGAUUGAGCGACUCGGCCAGGAUCUAUAA
Molecule: messenger RNA, 1755 nt
Organism: Anoplopoma fimbria (sablefish)
Lineage: Eukaryota; Metazoa; Chordata; Actinopteri; Perciformes; Anoplopomatidae
Gene: gad2
Product: glutamate decarboxylase 2
Exons: 16
Coding region: 1-1755 (584 amino acids)
Biological process (GO): GABA shunt
Cellular component (GO): cytoplasm
Molecular function (GO): pyridoxal phosphate binding; glutamate decarboxylase activity
Source: RefSeq, a predicted model, not a curated record